This is a messenger RNA of Lactuca virosa, 562 nucleotides long. NCBI's taxonomy places the organism in Eukaryota, Viridiplantae, Streptophyta, Magnoliopsida, Asterales, Asteraceae. The record is from the annotation of a GenBank genome assembly.
AUGACUCAUAUCCUUUUGCAGUUUUACAUAAUCGAACGAGGUAACCAGAGGGAGAAGGAUCGCGAAAGAGCUAAUGCUCGUGGUGGCGCCAAAGGGAAGAACAAAGACGAUGGGUUGACUCCUGAACAACGUCGUGAAAGGUUUGAUAUUAUGUCUAUGAACUGGGCUCAACGCAAAAUCUUCCUUUACAAUGUCACUUUUGGACUAUACAUGUUGGAUCCAUGGGAGCGCUAUUUGUUCAAUGCUUUGGUAAUUGUCUUGAUGUGGUUCAUAUUCUACAACGGAUAUCGGAACCUCAAUGAAUUAUGCAAAAGGCAUUUAUGGUGAAGGUUGAGCCUAGAAUGAAAUCUAAAAGGAAAAGGAAUAGGAGGUUGUUGACUUGUUGUAGCUUGCAUCAUCUGUACAAUUUUUGCCUCAUUUCAAAGUUACUUUUUUUUUUCUUUUCAUUUUGUGAAUCAGUAACAAUAAUCAUUUCGAUUGUUUCAUAUUUUAAUUGAAUUGUCAUUUUUGUAUACCUUUUAGUUCUGAAUUUUUUACUCAAACAUGAUUCUCACUUUGCUCC